Molecule: messenger RNA, 2385 nt
Organism: Caenorhabditis bovis
Lineage: Eukaryota; Metazoa; Nematoda; Chromadorea; Rhabditida; Rhabditidae
Source: the annotation of a GenBank genome assembly
AUGCGGAUAUUCUUAUUAACCCAAUUCUCACCAUUUCUAUUGUAUAUUUCACUCGUACUCAUCGUUAGUGGCAUCGAGCACGACUCGAUUUGCGAUGAAUCGGUAGCGAAUUGUCCGGAGCCGACGCACACCGUCAUUCGGCUAGUGAAACGCGAUGAUGAGCUCGCGCGCCAAAUCGCCGCCGAUCACGACAUGGACGUGCGAGGCGAGCCGUUUCUCGACAAUCACUAUUUCCUCUAUCACAAAGAUUCGACGAGGACUCGAAGGCAUAAGCGGGCGAUUGUUGAAAGACUUGAUUCUCAUCCCGCCGUCGAGUGGGUCGACGAACAGCGCCCGAAAAAGAGAGUAAAACGAGAUUUCAUUCAUUUAGACGAUGAUGUUCGACACGCAACACCAAGUCGACGAUCGGUGCUGAGUCGAGAAGCUCGCGCGAAUCCGCGUCGCGCGUUUCGCCAAUCGCAGCGGCCAAUUCCGUCGCUUCCAUUUCCCGAUCCGCUCUACAAAGACCAAUGGUAUUUGCACAACGGAGCCGUCGGCGGUUAUGAUAUGAACGUGCGAAGCGCUUGGAUGCAAGGCUACGCGGGACGAAAUGUGUCGGUGUCGAUACUCGACGACGGCAUUCAAAGGGACCAUCCCGAUUUGGCGGCGAACUACGAUCCGCGCGCGUCGACCGAUAUCAAUGAUCACGACGACGAUCCGACACCGCAGAACAAUGGUGAUAAUAAGCACGGAACCCGUUGCGCCGGCGAAGUCGCCGCGCUUGCCGGCAACUCGCAUUGCGGCGUCGGCGUCGCGUUCAAAGCGCGCAUCGGCGGCGUUCGAAUGCUCGACGGCGCCGUGUCGGAUUCGGUCGAGGCCGCUUCGCUCUCGCUGAACCAGGAUCACAUCGACAUCUACUCGGCGUCGUGGGGUCCCGAAGACGAUGGAAAAACGUUUGACGGUCCGGGACCGUUGGCGCGCGAGGCGUUUUAUCGCGGCAUCAAAAACGGACGCGGCGGCAAAGGCAACAUUUUUGUGUGGGCGAGCGGCAACGGCGGCUCGCGUCAGGACUCGUGCUCGGCGGAUGGCUACACGACGUCGGUGUACACUUUGAGCAUCUCGUCGGCCACCUAUGACAAUCAUAGGCCUUGGUAUUUGGAGGAGUGCCCAUCGUCGAUUGCGACGACGUACAGUUCGGCGGAUUUCCGGCAACCGGCUAUUGUUACUGUGGAUGUGCCUUCGGGAUGCACCGACAAACAUACAGGAACGUCCGCUUCGGCUCCAUUAGCUGCUGGAAUCAUCGCGCUCGCACUUGAAGCAAAUCCGGAACUCACUUGGCGCGACAUGCAGCAUAUUGUGCUGCGCACAGCCAACUGGAAACCGCUCGAGAACAAUCCGGGAUGGUCGCGCAACGGCGUCGGCCGAAUGGUCAGCAACAAAUUCGGCUACGGGCUGAUUGACGGCGGUGCGUUGGUGAAUUUGGCGAAGACGUGGCGCACGGUGCCCGAGCAACACAUUUGCACCUACGAAUAUCGAUUGGCGGCGCCGAAUCCGCGGCCGAUCGUCGGUCGAUUCCAGUUGAACUUCACACUCGACGUGAAUGGAUGCGAGUCGGGAACACCGGUGCUCUAUUUGGAGCACGUUCAAGUUCACGCGACUGUUCGUUAUUUGAAACGCGGCGACCUCAAACUCACACUAUUCUCGCCGUCUGGCACUCGAUCCGUUUUAUUGCCGCCUCGACCGCAAGAUUUCAACGCGAACGGAUUCCACAAAUGGCCGUUCCUCUCGGUUCAACAAUGGGGUGAAGAUCCGCGCGGCACGUGGCUUCUCAUGGUCGAAUCGGUGACGACGAAUCCGGCAGCAUCAGGCACAUUCCAUGAUUGGACCCUAUUGCUUUACGGAACUGCGGAGCCGGCUCAGCCGGGCGAUGCGCUCCAUCCGGUGCAGCCGAACAAUCAAGGUGUUCUCUCGCGUGUGCAACAGCUAACAUCGCAGAGGCAUCGAAUGCGUCGACCGCAGGCGUUCUCGCGGGUUCGGCAAAUGCCGAUACCGUCGGGUCGCACGUGGCUUCCACCACAACAACAACAACCGUUUCGUACGCCAUUCACCACCAUGACGACCACCACGAAUACUGUCGGCCAAUGGGUGUUCGAUCCGGUGCCGCUGCCCGUCGCACUCAUCGCCCUUCAAGCGAUCGUCGUGCUCGUCAUUGUCGGCGUCGCGUUGUACGCGUGCCGCCGUCAGCGUGUUCGAGACUCGAGCGUCGUCCAAGCGGACGCGGAGCUCGUCAGCGACGAGAUGCGAAUCGCGAUGGCCGAAUCUUUGGAAGCGGAGAAGGAGCGACAGAUGAUUGCGAAGGCGCUCGCCGACGCCGAAGAGCAUCAUGAGAUGAAGAACAUGCGAUAG